GGGGCUGUUCUUCAACUUAUCCGGAUAAUUCGAUGCCCAUGUCACAUUGAGGCUUGGACGUGAGUCUGGCAAAGUCGAAGCGCCGUCGCCGCCGUUGCAAUUGACCGCCGAUCGACCGACUCGCUGCCGGGCAACGUCAUGGCCUCCUUACAUGGAACUUCGUCGUCAUUAGACUCGAAAAUCAUGAUUGAGCUCGCGACGAAGAACUCGUCGUUUCCGAUCGACGUGGUCCCGUCCUUGUCGCCAACGUCAAGUCGGCCCAACGCAUCCCAGGCCCCAGAGAAUCCGCUCUUUGCCAAGCACUCUCCCGCAGAAAAACGACUCACGAGCUUUCCCCAGCCUGGAUUAGUGUCCGACGUAGAGGACCUUCUUGACGAACGAACGCAGCGGUCGUCCGGUCCUCGAUUGUCGCCUGUCGCCGUGCCACCUCCAUCCUUACCGCUGAUAAUCCCGACGGUCCUGUCGCCCGCGAAACGCGGCGCAGCAACAUCACCCCACACACGGCAGACCUGGAUGCCCGAUAAAGUGUGCAAGGUGUGCUCGGACUGCGGUGAAUCGUUCAACAUUUUUCGUCGCCGGCACCACUGCCGAGGAUGCGGCCACAUCUUCUGCCACUCGUGUAGCCCAUACGCCGUCGAGAGCAUCGAGCAAGGCGUCAAGACUCACGUCCGCAUAUGCAAGCGAUGCCACAUGAACCAUUCGUCGUCGGCGAUCAACACGACCGAAGUCGCGAUGGAUUUCCCACCUGGCCUGAUGAGCCCCAUCGUGAGCCAGACCGUUUUUGACUACGGCAACGUGGCUGGCUUCGACCUCGAGUUCGAUCCGUCCGACACCGUCUUGCCCUCAGUCGUCGACACCUCGGACACGGCGCAGCGGUCGAACUCGCUGUAUGCGCACCUGUUUCGGCGUCCCAGUUCCGAACUCGCGUCCGCGCUCAAGGCCAUCCAUGACGCAGAAGAGCAUUUGGAAAAGUCGGCGUCAUCGAUGCUGGACAUGGUGGACGAGGAAUCCGGUGGUCGUGGCAGUAUGUCGCAGGACCAGCACUGGCACCGAGAUCAUCUUGACUGCCAAUCGCCUCCGCUGUCUUCGACCAAGUCCCGGUUAAGCGCCCGCCACAGCUUUACCGAGGGCAUGGAUGGUUGCCAGGGUCUGUGGGCCGACCACCCUGACCACAUUGAAGCGCCAGUGGAACCCACGCCGUGCACGCCAUUCGAGGCCCACCAGAUGGCCGGCCGUCGGCAGCUGCGCAAGCUGCUCGUCCGGGGUCUAGACACCGCGGUCGAUUCCCUGCUACCGGAUGCAAAAGAUCGCGUCGCAGUCCAGGACGAACUCGAGCGCGUCAUCGACGAAACCACUGACCUCCUCAUUCGAGCUACGUAUAACCGCAACGCUGCAGACGGGAUGUUCAACCACCAAGACAUGCUGCACAUCAAGACGAUCGCGGAAGUCCCGGACGACGUCCCUUCCACCGACACACGGUCAACGUACACUGGCCAAGUGAUCCACGGCAUCGUGUGUCGAAAGAACGUAAGCCACAAGAAAGCGCCGCGGAUGCUCGAGAACCCGCGCGUGCUGCUCUUGGGCGGCAGCAUCGUGACGGAUCGUGAGUCGUUGAAGCUGACCAAGUUUGAAGACCUGCUGAACGACGAAGCAGUGUACGCCCAACAGCUCGUGGACAAGAUCUUGGCGGUGAAGCCGAGUGUGGUUUUUGUCGAGCAGAGUGUGUCGCGGCUCGCGCAAGACCAACUGCAGCUACACAAUAUUGCGCUCGUCCUCAAGGUGAAGGAAGCGACGCUGCGCCGUCUCGAACGGCUGACGCGUGCCAAGAUGGUGCCGUCCAUCGACACGAUGCAACCCGACGACACAAGCGUCGUCGGGACAGCGUGCGGUUCGUUUGCCGUCAUGCCGAUGCGAGUUGCCGACCUUACCAAGGAACCUGGCGGGUGGAAGCGCGAUUCGAUUUUGAUUGUCGACGGGUGCGACGCGUCAGCCGGAUGUACGAUUUUGCUGAAAGGACCAAACAAGGCGGUGCUGCGCGCGCUCAAGGCACUCGUCCUGCAGCUCGUUCCUCGCGCGUACGACCUGAUGCUGCGCGCCGAAGCGCUGGCCGAUCUGGCGUAUCCUGUGCGAUCGAAUUUGGCCGAUGACGAGCCAGACGACAAGUGGACAUUCCAGGUGAUCAAAUACAUGCUCAAGCAUCGAGAUGAGGUGCACAAGCCCAAGUUUUCGCAAUGCAGUCGGCCCCAGCCGCACGAGGUCGCGUUUUACUCGAAACACGACAAAGCGCUGGGGUCGUACUUGCAGAAGGAAGGCAUCGACUCGUCGACCAAGUGCCAGGUCCCAAACUGCAAAGUGCCGCUGAUCGAACACCUUGAAGCGUAUAGUUUUUUCAACGGGACGGUGCUCAUUUCGACCGAGCACUUGCCAGACGUCGCGCGGACUGAGAUCGAACGAACGGAAGGACAGCACGCCGCUGCAGCGGCCUCGGACAACCAGCCACUGGAGCGCUCCGGGACCUGUAUGGACGACGACUCGACGGGUCCAACCAUCUUCUUUUGGCGACACUGCCGUGAGUGCUCCAAGAUGGUGAUGCCGCCUCGGCUGUUGCCGGUCACGACGCUCAAGUUUUCGUUUGCACGGUUCCUCGAGACCAUUUUCAACGUGCCAGGGCCUCAAUCCAUGCCUGGACACGGUCCCAGUGAGUUGUGCACGGUCUACGAGUCCAUUCCGCUCGAAUCGAGCGACGACAGUGCCGCAACAACUUUGCUGGCGAACAAAGGCCAAGCGAGCGAAACGUCUCGACAUGACCAAGACCCCCGCGACUGCAUCUGCCCACAUGACGGACAAACACAGCACCUGUUGUACUUUAAAUGCGGGAAACGGGCGAUUCGCGUCGAGUACAUGCACGAUGAGCCGUGGAGCAUCAAGCACGACAAGUGCUUGCACUUUGACCAGAAUUGGUACGUGGCCCACCAGCGCCAGCAAGCCGCGGACCUCAAGCAAGCGAUGGCAAACCAUUUUGCCGUGCUCUACGCCAAGCUGAGGACGCUGCCUCCAUCGUCUCGCGAGGUCAUGUGCCUCGAACUUCUCAUGAAGACAGCGCAAAAGACCUACAUGAACGAGCUCACCGACCUGAUGGAGCAUGGCGAAGUCGUGCACGCGUCGUCGGUGGUAAGGAGCGCUGCUUGUGUGUGGUUCGAUGACGAUUCGUUCCAGGUGGACGCCAACACGGUCCGUCGGGCAUUCUACCAUUCGUGCUGCGACUGGUCGGUAAUGGUACACAAGAUCACCAAGUCUCUCUCUGCAAAUGCGACGCCACUCGACACGUCGCCGCCUUCGAAUGACAUUGCGCCUGUUGGGGACGUCGACGGGAUGCCAGCCACGCCGCUGGCGCAGAGUGCACGAGUCGAACUCGACGCCUUGGGAUUGGAUACGUCCUCCACGGAAGGCGCGCCGGUCGAGGGAGACCUGCCGCCGCUGCCUCCGAUCAGUGUGAAGGAGUUGUCGACGGGUGAGAUGACCCCCCCUGUGACCAUGUCGUCGCCCAGUCCAAUGUCUUGGACCACUGCCCUGAGCAAUUCGCUCGGCGCGAUCCUCCUCGGCGACAAGAAGCCGAUGGACACGCUGGCGCUGGACCCACACCAUGCUGUCCCGGACGUGUUUGCUGGAGGCCAUCCAUUCCUCCCCGUCGGCGCAAACGACCGCGUUGUAUAUGUAUACGACCACCUCCGCUUCUCGUUCGUCACGUACGCGUUGAAUUCGUCCGAGUACUUGAAUGAAACCACGGCGAUCCGCGCCGCGCUCGAGCAUGACCAUGUUGGCGAGUUCCUGACGUCGCCGGUGGACACAACGGUCAAGCUCAAGGUGUCGUCGAGCGAUGUCGAGUUUACGUGCCAAGUGCAUUACGCCCUCCAGGUCGUGCCACGAGUCGUAGACCGACACCACGUCGCGACCUGACAUGUUGUCGGCGUAGUUUGAAGCGUUGCGGUGCAUGUUUUACGGGGGCCUCGUCGACUUUGUCAGGUCGCUUGCGACCAGCCAGCACUGGAGCGCCAAAGGAGGCAAGUCUGGCGCGACUUUCUUUCGCACGUCCGACGACCGGUUCGUGAUCAAGUACAUUAGCCAAGUCGAGUUGCAGAGUUUCCUCGCGUCAGCCCUGUCGUACUUUGCCUACAUUGGCAAAGUCGAAGCGGAGAGUGCCAACAGCGUCUUGUGCAAGCUCGUGGGUGUGUACACGGUCACGACGAAGAAGUGGACGGAGCACUUGGUCGUGAUGGAAAAUAUCUUUUGCAACGCGCCGCACGUCGACCAAGUGUUUGACUUGAAGGGAAGCACGCGAAAUCGAUACCUCGUGACCCACGACGCGCACCCCGACGUCCUCCUCGAUGGCAACUUCCUCGAGCGCCACCUCGGCCUCCCGUGUCCGUUGCAUUGCCGGUCGUACACCAAGCUCGUCGACGCGAUUCGCAACGACGCGCGGUUCCUCAGCGACAACAACAUCAUGGACUAUUCGCUCGUGAUCGGGUACGCGUCCAACGUGCCUGUCGCCAACGACGACAAGACCGUCACGACCACCAACCGCGUCCUCCUCGUCGGGAUUAUUGACUACCUGCGCCAUUUCGACUUUCUCAAGCGCAUGGAGAGUGUCGGGAAGAGUGUCACGAUGAUUGCAGGCCAAGCCGCGCCGACCGUCGUCCAACCCAAGCAAUACGCACGUCGGUUCGUGGAUGCGAUCGAACAAACGUACUUCAUGCCGGUGCCGUCGUUCACCGAGUCUGUCGAGACGCCAUAGAAACACAACCGAUGCGUGAGGAAGUAAAUAGAUGUACUUGAUCCUGCCGUGGAAGUGUCGGACUUUCGAGUCAUAUGAAGGAGAAUUGGGCAGGAUGCAUGUGGCAUGGACAAGCGCCAUCGGGCGUGGGGUGCUCAAGGAUGAUCUUUCUUUAACGUGUACCAAGUGAGCUCCUUCGCCUUGACCAACCGCAGCACGAUCUUGUCGUCCUUCUUCUUCAACGUCACACCCAUCACUUCUUCAUACAAGUACUUGAUCUUGAACACGAGGUCCGCUCCCGACGGAUCAAAGUCUCGAAUGCGAACCUCGAGCUCCCGCGCCGACCAGUCCAAAGUGAUCGAUUCGUCGGGAUGACUGGCAAUUGCUGGGAUGUCAAUGUACACGGUCGCGCACUUCUUCCCGUCGGACCAUGCGUAUGAAGUGAUAGGGCGAUCCGUGGAGACAGAGAUAACGCUGUCCGACUUGGCAAUCAAUCGAGGUUCGCACUGACCGUCCCAUUGAUGGUCGUCAGCCCCCGAUCGUUUCUUAUGCGCGUAAUAGUAUGCAUUCGUGCCCUUGUCGCGGAUGUUGGAAUGCAACGCCGAGAGCGGGGCGUCUUUUGAAUUGGACUCGUCAGAGCUCAUGGGUAUGCUGGUGUGCUUGAUGACGACUGUUCAGUAGUGGACACGCUGAUAGCAGUAAAGGUCACGGAGGAGGGCCGCGGCUUCGGCGACCGUUCCUUUCCCACGUUACUCU
Aphanomyces invadans is the source of this 5527-nucleotide messenger RNA. RefSeq lists its product as hypothetical. Gene Ontology annotation, biological process: phosphatidylinositol phosphate biosynthetic process. The record is from RefSeq and is a predicted model, not a curated record. The transcript has 8 exons. Bases 139 to 3957 code for a protein of 1272 amino acids. NCBI's taxonomy places the organism in Eukaryota, Oomycota, Saprolegniomycetes, Saprolegniales, Verrucalvaceae. Gene Ontology annotation, cellular component: endosome membrane. Gene Ontology annotation, molecular function: ATP binding; 1-phosphatidylinositol-3-phosphate 5-kinase activity; metal ion binding.